CCGUAUGACGCAACAAUACCAUCCCGGAACAGAACUGUUAUGUUCAUACACAACCGUACAUGACAACCUAAUCUCCAUCCCGCCAUGAACACACUCUCUUCUUCAUCCGUUAUUCUCUCCCCAUUUUCCCUUCUAAACCCUACACUAGAAAUUUCUCGCUGCGCUUUUCAUCGUUACUUCAGAUUCACGAUUCACUCCCAAAACACCUGUUUCCAUAGUUCAUUUCAAAAUCGCAAGCAAAAAACUUAUCAAUUUCGAAGUAAUUACAAGUUCCCGAAGUCAGAUUUUUCAGUAGGGGAGUCUCAGGCGUCGGAGGAUACCGAUGAGGAUGACGAAGAUGAUGAGGAAGCAGCGGAGGAGUACGAUGUGGUUGCCGAAUUUGGUCAGGAAAUUGGAAGUGAGGUCGAUAGUGACGAGAAUAAUGUUUUGGAAGUUGAUGUUAACAAGUCUCAGUUUGAGGAAUUCAAAUGGCAAAGAAUUGAGAGGAUUCGUAAUGACGUGAGGGAGUAUGGUGAUGGAAUCAUUGAUGUUGAUGAACUUGCUUCCGUUUACAACUUCCGAAUUGACAAAUUUCAGCGGUUAGCAAUUCAAGCUUUUUCUGAGAGGUUCUUCGGUUGUAGUUUCUGCACCCACAAGUGCAGGCAAAACAUUGAUUGCUGAAGCUGCAGCUGUUGCUACGGUAGCUAGAGGAAGAAGAUUAUUCUAUACUACUCCUCUCAAGGCACUGUCUAAUCAGAAAUUCCGCGAGUUUUGUGAUGCAUUUGGUGAAGACAAUGUUGGUCUUCUGACCGGAGAUUCUGCCAUCAACAGGGAUGCUCAGGUUCUAAUUAUGACCACUGAGAUCCUCCGAAACAUGUUAUAUCAGAGUGUUGGAAUUAUGUCAUCAGAAAGUGGACUUUUUCAUGUUGAUGUGAUUGUCUUAGAUGAAGUACAUUAUCUAAGUGACAUAUCUCGGGGUACAGUCUGGGAAGAGAUAGUCAUUUAUUGCCCAAAAGAAGUUCAACUUAUAUGCUUAUCAGCAACAGUAGCAAAUCCAGAUGAAUUAUGUGGUUGGAUCAAUCAGAUUCAUGGAAAAACAGAGCUUGUAACUUCAACAAAACGUCCAGUUCCUUUGACAUGGCAUUUCUCUACCAGAACAGCUUUGCUUCCUCUUCUCAAUGAGACAGGAACCAGCAUGAAUAGGAAACUAUCAGCCAACUACCUGCAACUUAAUUCCAUGGGAGCCAAGUCAUAUGAGGACGAAAGACCAAGAAGAAGGAACUCAAGAAAACUUGAGUCAGAUGUAUCAUCUUCUUCAAAGAAUGACAGAAGCAACCUUCGUCGUUCACAAGUUCCCCAAGUUAUAGAUACAGUAUGGCACCUUAAAACAAGGGACAUGCUGCCUGCAGUUUGGUUUAUCUUUAGCAGAAAAGGCUGUGAUGUAGCAGUUCAAUAUCUUGAAGACUGCAAGCUUUUAGACGAAUGUGAAAUGGCAGAAGUUGACCUAGCUUUAAAAAGAUUCAGAAUCAAAUACCCUGAUGCAGUCAGGGAAUCAUCUGUAAAAGGGAUACUUCGUGGGGUUGCUGCUCACCAUGCUGGUUGUUUACCUCUUUGGAAAUCUUUCAUAGAAGAGUUAUUCCAAAAAGGACUUGUAAAAGUCGUUUUUGCCACUGAAACACUUGCAGCUGGAAUCAACAUGCCUGCAAGAACAGCUGUGAUUUCAUCACUCAGCAAGAGGGGCGAAACUGGACGCAUUAAUUUAACCACCAAUGAGAUUCUUCAAAUGGCUGGACGUGCUGGAAGAAGAGGCAUAGAUAAAAGGGGACAUGCUGUUGUUGUUCAAACUCCAUAUGAAGGUGCUGAAGAAUGCUGCAAACUUCUCUUUGCUGGAUUACAACCACUCGUAUCACAGUUUACAGCUUCAUAUGGAAUGGUUCUCAAUCUUCUUGCUGGUGCAAAAGUUACUCAAAGAGUAAGUGAAACAGAUGGAAUGGAAGUUCAUCGAGCUGGACGUACACUAGAAGAAGCAAGAAAAUUGGUGGAACAAAGUUUUGGAAAUUAUGUAGGGAGUAAUGUUAUGGUUGCUGCACAACAAGAGCUUGAUCAAAUACAAAAAGAGAUUCAGCUUUUGACUUCUGAAAUCAGUGAUGAAGCUAUUGACAGGAAAAGCAAGAAUAUUUUAUCAAAAUCAGCUUACAAAGAAAUGGCAGAUUUGCAGGAAGAACUCAGAGCAGAAAAGCGUGUUAGAACAGAGCUACGUAGAAAAAUGGAAAUGGAAAGAAUGUCUUCCUUGAGACCAUUUCUGCAAAAGUUGGAAGAUGGACAUCUACCCUUUUUAUGCUUACAGUAUCAUGAUAAUGCUGGAGUCAAACAUUUAGUCCCUGCUGUUUAUUUGGGUGAUGUUGACUCCAUGAAAGGUUCAAAACUCAAGAACAUGGUUGUUGAGAAUAAUUCCUUUGCUUUAAAAGUAACAACAGAAGGCGAUUUGGAAACCAAUACAAAACCAUCUUACUAUGUGGCACUUGGCUCAGAUAACACAUGGUAUCUUUUCACUGAGAGGUGUAUCAAAACAGUAUAUAGAACAGGGUUUCCCAAUUUACCCUUGAAAAAUGGCGAUGCUUUACCUCGAGAAAUUAUGACUGCUUUUCUUGAAAAUGGUGAGAUGCAGUGGCAGAAGCUGAGUCAAUCUGAACUUGGAGGUAUAUGGUGCAUGGAUGGAUCACUUGAGACAUGGUCAUGGAGUUUAAAUGUUCCAGUUUUAAGUAGUCUUUCAGAGGACAAUGAGGUUGUUGUGCAAUAUUCACAAGCAUACUAUGAAGCAGUAGAAUCUUACAAGAAUCAAAGGAAUAAAGUUUCUCAUUUAAAGAAAAAGAUAGCAAGGACAGAAGGGUUUAGAGAAUAUAAAAAAAUAGUUGAUGUUGCUAAGUUCACUGAAGAAAAGAUCAGACGCCUAAAAGCAAGGUCAACUCGUUUGUUGACUCGUAUAGAACAGAUCGAACCAUCUGGAUGGAAGGAGUUUCUUCAGGUGAGCAGUGUGAUACAUGAAAUAAGAGCUUUAGAUAUCAACACACAUAUGAUAUUUCCUCUUGGUGAAACUGCUGCUGCUCUUAGAGGAGAAAAUGAACUCUGGAUUGCAAUGGUUCUUAGAAAUAAGAUAUUACUGGAUCUUAAACCUGCACAGCUGGCAGCUGUUUGUGGAAGCAUUGUUUCUGAAGGAAUCAAAGUUAGACCUUCCAAAAAUAACAGUUAUAUAUAUGAGCCCUCAAGCACUGUUUUGGAAGUGAUAAACUUUCUUGAUGAGCAAAGAAGAUCGCUGUUACAACUUCAAGAAAAGCACGAUGUCAAGAUAUCAUGCUGUCUGGAUAGCCAGUUUUCUGGGAUGGUUGAAGCCUGGGCUUCUGGUUUGACUUGGAGGGAAAUAAUGAUGGAUUGUGCUAUGGAUGAAGGCGAUCUAGCUCGCUUGUUACGCAGAACAAUGGAUGUUUUAGCUCAGAUUCCUAAAUUGCCUGAUAUUGACCCUCAACUACAAAGAAAUGCGACAGCUGCAUCCAAUGUCAUGGAUCGACCACCAAUAAGUGAACUUGCUGGAUGAAAUUUAUAGGUGCAUGCAUGUUCAACACAAUUCAGGAGUCACCAGAUUAAUUAUUACAGUUUACGUGACACAUUUGAAUAUAAUUUACAACUGGAAUGGGUGGUUGAUGGAUAAAAGCAAAUACUUGAAUGAAAUCCUUCGUGUUGGUUGCACAAAGGAGAAGACUGAGUGAUAGAAAUAUGAACUCAGCCCUGAAGGCAUAAAAAGAGGCAGCUGAUUCAUUCAGCAUCUUUAAUUGCUAUAAUUAUAAACUUAUUGUGGCCCAUAAUCCAUUCAUUAUGAAAUCUAUAUAAAAUUGAAUUUCUUGUAAGCAUUUGUAAACUACUAACCAGUUUUAGCAUGUAAAUAAUGACUUAAAUGAAAAAAAAAAAA
Messenger RNA from Lactuca virosa, 3943 nucleotides. Lineage: Eukaryota; Viridiplantae; Streptophyta; Magnoliopsida; Asterales; Asteraceae. The record is from the annotation of a GenBank genome assembly.